Messenger RNA from Anopheles marshallii, 868 nucleotides. RefSeq names its product transmembrane protein 47. The transcript has 6 exons. Gene Ontology annotation, cellular component: membrane; cell-cell junction. Bases 1 to 786 code for a protein of 261 amino acids. Gene Ontology annotation, biological process: cell-cell adhesion. The record is from RefSeq and is a predicted model, not a curated record. Lineage: Eukaryota; Metazoa; Arthropoda; Insecta; Diptera; Culicidae.
AUGUCCAGAAAUUACACGGUAAAGAGCGAUAAUUACUAUCAGAAGGAGAUCGGGUUGCACAGUGUGCAAUCAAUCGAUGGCGAUUCCUUGCCAGACUACAGUGAAUUCGAUACCGAAUCGGUUACUUUGGACUAUUUCAAGGAAAGUACCAAACGUGGACCAUCGCCGGAUAAAAUGGCACCAACGACAACAAUUGAAACUGUCACCAUCACGCGGCCACUGAAGGUUAUUGCCUUCAUCUGCGGUGUUAUCGUAAUCAUUUUGAUGAUCCUAGCCCUCACAUCCACCGACUGGCUGAUGGCUGAAAGUUGGCGCCAAGGACUGUUUGUUCACUGCAUUGAGGAAGGUUAUGAACUGCCAUUGCCAUUCAACCUGCAAGACCCCGCCGGAUGCUACCCAAGCCGCGAUGUUGCUUAUAUCAAGGCAACGGCAGCACUCUGCAUCAUCACGCUUGUAACCGAUGCCCUGGCAACGUUUCUUACCGGAUUGGGCCUCCGUACCCAGGAUCACAACCUGAAAUAUAAGUUCUACCGUGUGGCUGUUCUCAUCAUGAUGGUUGCACUGAUAUCACUUCUAAUCGCGGUGAUCCUGUACCCGAUUUGCUUUGCAGCUGAAUUGAACAUUGCCAAUCGGUUGGUAUGGGAGUUUGGGUGGGCGUACGGUGUCGGCUGGGGCGCGGCAAUCUUUCUGUUCGGUGCCGUCGUGCUCCUGUUGUGCGACAAAGAGUCGGAGGAGAUCUACUACAAGGAAAGGAAAAUUGUACACGACGCAUCGUUAAGAGACUAGGCCAGGGCACACGCUCUGCCCGACGUUGUGCUUUAGACAAUAGGAGAGAACUCAAGAGAAGAACACGCUAAAUCACGAUCCA